ACACAUGGGAAUGUCAUUUUUUAAUUGUUUUGUUUCUUUUUUUAUAUAUAUUGUUGUGUUGGUGUCCUCGUGUAUGGUGUAUAGUGAAGCCAAAGACAAAUUUCCACUUGUGGACAACAAAGGAAAUAAACUCUUUCUUUCUUUCUUUCUUUCUUUCUUUCUUUCUUUCUUCCUUUGUCUAAAGUCUAUACUGCAUAACCCGGUCACUAAAAGGGGGUGGGGUUUGGAGGUGUGUGUUGGAGGGAAGUUCAGUGAUUGGCUUGAAAUCUUAACAGACUGUCAACCAAUGGGCGACUAGAACGUUCGCUUAAAGGCAGUACCUCGAAAACUCACUACUUUAUUCUCUCAGCGUUGUUUUGAAAGAACAGUUACUUAAAGUAAAAAUGAGCGGCAGAGGAAAAACCGGAGGUAAAGCAAGAGCCAAGGCUAAGACUCGCUCAUCCAGGGCUGGACUGCAGUUCCCCGUCGGCCGUGUUCACAGGCUUCUCCGCAAAGGCAACUACGCCGAGCGCGUCGGUGCUGGUGCUCCUGUUUAUCUGGCGGCUGUGCUCGAGUAUCUUACCGCUGAGAUCCUGGAGUUGGCUGGAAAUGCCGCUCGGGACAACAAGAAGACCCGCAUCAUCCCCCGUCAUCUGCAGCUGGCGGUGCGCAACGAUGAAGAGUUGAACAAACUUCUGGGCGGAGUGACCAUCGCUCAGGGCGGCGUGCUGCCCAACAUCCAGGCUGUGCUGCUGCCCAAGAAGACCGAGAAACCCGCCAAAUCCAAAUAAACGGAUUCAAAUCUGUCUUAUUGAAACCCAAAGGCUCUUUUAAGAGCCAC
Messenger RNA from Ctenopharyngodon idella (grass carp), 820 nucleotides. Its product is annotated as histone H2A. The transcript has a single exon. Gene Ontology annotation, cellular component: nucleosome. Bases 384 to 770 code for a protein of 128 amino acids. The record is from RefSeq and is a predicted model, not a curated record. Gene Ontology annotation, molecular function: protein heterodimerization activity; structural constituent of chromatin; DNA binding. Lineage: Eukaryota; Metazoa; Chordata; Actinopteri; Cypriniformes; Xenocyprididae.